This is a messenger RNA of Acaulospora colombiana, 2121 nucleotides long. The record is from the annotation of a GenBank genome assembly. NCBI's taxonomy places the organism in Eukaryota, Fungi, Glomeromycota, Glomeromycetes, Diversisporales, Acaulosporaceae.
AUGUCUUUAGUAAAUGAUAUAAACCAACAACGCCUUUCCUUGGCAGCCGAAGAAUCUCUAGGAAACUUGAACAAACUAAACGUUCGCCAACAGCAUGUGAAUCGUUUGUCUGCGCCGCCUGCAAUGGAAGUAACAGGUCUCGAAGAUAAUAAACCUGAUCGACUAGUUUUAAACAAAUUUAUCCUGUACGAAACGAAAACGAAUUAUUAUAUUGUUGGAUCUAACCUGAGUGACAAUAGGUUUCGUUUUCUGAAGAUUGAUCGAACUUCGCCCAAUGAGCUCAACGUAAUUGAAGAUGAUGGUAUAUAUUCAAAACAGGAAAUCAACGAUAUAUUGGCUGUUCUCGAAGAAGGAAACAGGGUAUCGGGGGGGUUGAAAACAAUUGUGACGGCAUAUGGUAUUGUGGAAGGAUAUUACAUCUCUUUAAUUACCAAAAGGAGUGUUGUUGCUUUGAUUGGUGGUCAUUACAUAUACCAUAUCGAUGAGACUCUUUUGCGACCAAUUGGUUCACAGAAUAAACCCGAGAAAAAUUCGGAUGAGUACAAAUACAUCGGUGCGCGUUUCCUGAAACGCGGAGUUAAUGAUCAAGGUUACGUGGCCAAUGAUGUAGAAACGGAACAAAUAGUGUCCGAGAUGAGUACGACUUCAUUUCAUCGUUCUGGAACGCGAUUGUAUGAUAAUCCACACUACACAUCAUAUGUGCAGCACCGGGGGUCAAUACCUCUCUUUUGGUCCCAGGACACUAACAUGUCACCGAAACCGCCUAUAAUGAUCAACUUUCGAGACCCAUUUUAUUCGGCUGCAGCACUGCAUUAUGAUAAUAUGUUCAAACGUUAUGGUGCACCUAUAAUUGUAUUAAAUUUGAUCAAGACAAAGGAAAAAAAUCCCCGAGAAUCGAUUUUAGGCGAUGAGUUCGAAGAAACCAUGAAGUAUUUGACACAAUUCCUACCGGAGAAUUGCCUCAGAUAUCAGGCUUGGGAUAUGUCGAAAGCUAGGAAAAGUGACGAUGAUGUUAUGGAGCUUAUGGAGGGAUUUGCAGAGGAAUACCUGGCCGCUACCGGAUUCUUUCACAGCGGACCCGAAGCUUUCAUUAACGUGUUACGAAAAGAAGAAACUCAAGGAAAACCUCAAACCCGUCGCAUGUCAUUUCGUCAGAAUGGAGUGGUUAGAACAAAUUGCAUUGAUUGUUUAGAUCGUACAAAUGCAGCUCAAUUGAUUAUUGGCAAGUGCGCACUGGGCCAUCAGCUUUAUGCGUUGGGCAUUAUCGACGAACCACGGGUACCUGUAGAUUCAGAUGUGGUCAACAUGUUGACAGAUAUGUAUCACGAUCACGGUGAUACCAUUGCAUUUCAAUAUGGUGGUUCUAAUUUAGUGAAUACAAUCGACUCUUAUCGUAAAAUCAAUCAAUGGACCAGUCAUUCCAGAGAUCUAAUAGAAAAUAUAAGGAGAUAUUAUAACAAUGCAUUCGCAGAUGCCGAUAAGCAGGACGCGAUCAACCUUUUCCUUGGUAAUUUUGUGCCACAAAAAGAUCGACCACAUUUGUGGGAAUUACCAAGUGACUAUUUCUUACACAACGGGGACCCUCGCUUCAAAAGGCCACGAAGAAGUUAUAUUAAAUGGUGGACUAAUGAAGCACUCUUGCCAAGGGAAGAUCAAGAACAAGAUAGUGCUCGAUACAGGCUGGUGCCACGUUUGGCUCGUCAGUUUGAUGACGAAUGUGACCCUUUUGCUGGAUAUUGGGUUGAAUAUUAUCGUCCUAGACUAUUCACAUCAUUUGAUAAAUUGUUUGCGAUUAACAUGAAUAAAUACGUGCGCCGAGCAAAUCUACCGAACCCCAUAACGGACAUAAGAACGCAAGCGGCAGAUGAAAUGAUGUAUGAAGAUUGUCUUGACAUACCCAAGAGGUAUGCAAUGAUGCAAGCUGUAGGAUCAAAUCAACAUGGUGGUGCAAAAAGUCGGUAUCAGGCCUAUGAUGCAUGGCUAAGAACAGGAAAAUUGAUGAGUAACAGUAAAUCUUCGGAAUCCAGAUCGAAGAUUAGUGAAAAAAGUGCAAAAAAUGAAACAUAUAGAAAGAAGUUUAGAGAGAGUCAAAUUAAGGAACAAAUACGAGAGAUAGUUUAA